GAAAAUUAAAAGAGAAUUAAAAAAAAAAAAACCCUUAAGAAAAGGAAAACGUUGGGUAUCUUAAUAUGUAAAAAUAAAAGGUCAAAAAGGUUAAAUUUGCCGCCAGUUCUGCAUCUUAAGCCCUCCCGCGAAGAUUAUGAAAAACCUGCGCCGAUCAAUUCCGUGCCGGAGAGAAGAGAUCACGAAGAAGAAGAGAUCGAAGAAGAAAAAGAGAUGGAUACAGAAUUGCGGUAUUCUGCAACUGCGGAAGAUCCCAUGGCGGCCAUUAGGGAAGCCAAGCUUCAAUUAGCAACCCGGGUCGAGACCCUCCACGAUGCUCAGCUUGAGCUCAUCGCCUCACUCGUCCAAACCCUUGUGCCUGACCUCGUCUCUUCUCUCGACCCUUCUCUUAAAACUAUUUCUUCCUUCAAUCCAGGUCGACCCUUUAUUCCGCUUCCCAUUCCCGUUUCCCGCCCUCAAAAACGAAAAGCCCUCUCCAUUCCCAAAUCCGAGCCAUUGAUAAUGGUAAAUAAGCAGAAGAAGAAGCUGAGUGCUCAAUCUCUUCUGUCAAUAGAUGGAGUGCCGCCAACGGCAGAGGAUGAUGGUGGAGUGGAGCUUGAUGAUAUUGUGGCCAGUAAGCCGCUGGAGAGUAAACAGCCUUACUAUCAGUCCAAUUCUGAGUUCAAAUGUUGCAAUCUUGGUCCUCCGGCUAGCAUUAGUAAUAUUGGUGGUGGGGGUUUUAGGAAUCCGAGAGAAAUACCUCCUCCUUCUCCUGGUGAUGGGAAGCGGAGUAGGUCGGAGGAAGAGGAUGAUAUGAAGGAAAUUGAGGCUUUGUUUAAUAAGAAGAGUUUUUGUGAACAGCAGAAGUCAAAGGUUGGGGAAGAGCUUGUGGACCUUAUUCACAGACCCACUGCUAAGGAAGCUGCUAUGGCUGCCAAGUUCAAAAGCAAAGUUUCUCAAGUGAGAGAGUAUUGCACGGCAGCGACCAAGGAAGACUGUCGAUGUCAGUCUGGUUCAUUUAUCGCCUGCCAGAAGGUUCAUUUCCGGAGAAUAAUUGCUCAUACAGAUGUCACUACGGGUAACUGCCCUUUCCUCGAUACUUGUCGCAAUAUGAAGACGACAUGCCCGCAUGUGCAUUACGUACUCGACUCAACCCCGGAUAUGCCUGCAUUGGGGGCACUUACUCCUCCCAAGCUUUUAACGCCUCAAAGGGAUGUGCAUUACUGUUCGGAAGUUGAGCUUGGUGAACCGCAAUGGAUUAACUGUGAUAUACGGAAUUUUAAAAUGGAUAUUCUCGGGCAUUAUGGCGUUAUCAUGGCCGAUCCACCAUGGGAUAUUCAUAUUGAAUUGCCUUACGGGACAAUGGCUCAUGAUGAAAUGCGAACACUUAAUGUUCCAGCUUUGCAGACUGACGGUCUGAUUUUUCUGUGGGUGACUGAACGUGCAAUGGAGCUGGGGCGUGAAUGUUUGGAGCUAUGGGGAUACAAACGAGUUGAGGAGAUCACCUGGGUGAAGAUUAACCAGCUGCAGCAUACAAUCAAAACAGGCCGAACUGGGCAUUGGUUGAAUCACAGUAAGGAGCCCUGCCUUGUUGGAAUAAAGGGUAAUCCACAAAUAAAUAGAAAUAUCGACACUGACGUCAUUGUUUCUGAAGUCAGAGAGACAAGUCGGAAGCCAGAUGAGAUGUAUUCUUUGCUUCAGCGGAUCAUGACCGAGGCUAGAAAGCUAGAGUUGUUUGCUCGGGUGCAUACUUGUCAUCCUGGGUGGAUGUCUCUGGGUAACCAAUUAAAUGGCGUGCGACUAGUAGAUGAAGGCCUUCGGGCAAGGUCCAAGGCUGCUUAUCCUGAUGUUGAGGUGCAACCCUCAUCACUGCCAAGAUCAGGCGUAAGGAAUUCUUUAGGGGAAGGCGUAUCGAAGACCUUGGGAGCCCCACAUGUCCAGGCUACCAAUCCUACUGCUUACGACUUCUCAGUAGAAGCCCUCGCAUCUUGAUGUGGAUGUAACCAGCUAGCAUCCUUGUUAAGUUGAUUAUCUGUAGGGUUAGAUUAUGACCUUUCCAGUAACCUAGUCUACAGCGAGGAAAGGAAUGGGCAUUUGACUGUCGAAUUCAACUAUUUAAUCAUGCAGCGAACCCCCAGUUCAUUGAGGGUUUUGUAAAUGUUUAUACAUGAUUUUAUCCUGCCGCAUACCGCAAGGAUAAGAGAUGAGUUGCUGGGCAGUUUUUGCCUCUCCAAUGCCUUAAAUGAAAAUCUAAUAUUUACAAUGUGGAUGAAGUUUCAGUGUUAAUAAUCUCAAAAGUUUCACAAUGUUGCUCUUGGGAUUGUGGAACGAUCAUAGAUUUGAUUCCAGCCAGAGUUGUGUAUAGUGAAUCUUGAUCCAUUUUCCUUGGGUCUUGCAACAGAAUCAUGUUCUUUAAUUUUUCAGUAUUUUCAUAUGGAGCCCCUCAACUCUUUUUUGGUCCAUGAGGUUGCAAUGUUUGUUUUGUCUAUGGCAAUGCGUCUAUAAGACUGUAAUCAAAAGUUAAAACAAAAUUUGCUUUGCUUUUGCGAUUGAUUGUCGGC
Messenger RNA from Oldenlandia corymbosa var. corymbosa, 2540 nucleotides. NCBI's taxonomy places the organism in Eukaryota, Viridiplantae, Streptophyta, Magnoliopsida, Gentianales, Rubiaceae. The record is from the annotation of a GenBank genome assembly.